Messenger RNA from Trichogramma pretiosum, 1413 nucleotides. RefSeq names its product mediator of RNA polymerase II transcription subunit 19 (gene MED19). The record is from RefSeq and is a predicted model, not a curated record. NCBI's taxonomy places the organism in Eukaryota, Metazoa, Arthropoda, Insecta, Hymenoptera, Trichogrammatidae. Bases 326 to 1051 code for a protein of 241 amino acids. The transcript is spliced from 5 exons. Gene Ontology annotation, cellular component: mediator complex. Gene Ontology annotation, molecular function: transcription factor binding; transcription coregulator activity. Gene Ontology annotation, biological process: positive regulation of transcription by RNA polymerase II.
UGGAUCCGUACAACGCAGACCGUUCAUAGGAUCGAAUCGUUGCAAUAUGUCAGCCGCGCGUCGCUCAGCAGCAGUAGCAGCAGUACAGUCGGACAGUAUCGUCGAGCUGUUUUAACAACAAACAAGCCACCUACGCUUCUCUGCUCGACCUAGCUCUUGUUAUGAGACGAAGAUGCAAGAGGGAAGCCGUUGAUCAACAGCCCCAGCUCGCACUCGACUCUCAUUAGCUUACAUGCAACGCGUACUUGAAAUCUACUGUAGCAGAAACUUACAGAGUCAAUUUUCAUUUAUUUGUUAUGAAAUGAAAUAAAAAUAAUCAUUCAAAAUGAUGAGUGAUCAAUUUCGUGGUAAAGUGGAGCAAUACUCACCAAAAUCAUCACCGAGGGGUGCUCGUUCACCUGUCGUUUCUCGACAAGACUCAACAGGCACCCUGAAAACAACCAUUUCGUUGGGAAAAAAUCCAUCCAUUGUUCACAGUGGACCAUUUUAUUUAAUGAAAGAACCACCUGGAGAAAGUGAAUUGACUGGCGCCAGAAACUUGAUGGCCUAUUAUGGCCUAGAACACUCCUAUAGUAAGUUCAGUGGAAAAAAACUUAAGGAACAAUUAUCAUCUUUUUUACCAAAUUUACCCGGUGUUAUUGAUACACCAGGAGAUCAAGAUAACAGCUCUCUUAGAUCAUUGAUUGAUAAACCUCCAAUUGGUGGUAAAGAACUUCUUCCAUUAACAAGUUUACAAUUGUCUGGGUUUAGACUUCACCCUGGUCCACUGCCUGAACAAUAUCGUUAUAUCAACCAGGCUCCUCAGAAAAAACAUCACAAGAAAAAUAAGCAUAAGAACAAGAAUAAAGGAGAAACUCCUACAGGUUUAGAAAGUACAAUAAUUGAUAUUGGUGGAGCCGAUACCCACGAAAAGAAACAUAAAAAGCAGAAAAGACACGAUGAAGAAAAGGAAGCUAGAAAAAAGCGCAAAAAGGAGAAGAAAAGAAAAAAGCAAAAACAUAGUCCCGAACAUUCGGGAGGUCUAACGCCAUCGCAACAUUCGAAUUCGUGAUCUUCAAUUGAACAUUGUAGUUUUAAUUCAAAUAUUGUUUGUGAUGAGUCUUCCUCUUGGCCUUAACUAACUUUCAAUUACAUUACCAGAAAUAGAUCCAAACUUGAAUUAUAUCAUGACUUUUAUAUAAUUAAUUAAUAACAUUGUUGAAAUUACUUUAUUAGAAAACUCAGUUAUCUACUAAUUUUUAUUUAUUCAUAUUGCUUUGGCAAAAUACUGUAAAUAAAUAGUACAAUGUAGUGUAGUUGUACCCGUACAGUAUGUAUUAAGUGUGUAAACAGCAUAAUCGCUCGCGUAAUUCGCAAGCACAACUCAACAAAAUCAUUGUAAAUAAAAAUAAAACAUUGACAUUGUAUAAUAAA